This is a messenger RNA of Drepanopeziza brunnea f. sp. 'multigermtubi' MB_m1, 2304 nucleotides long. The record is from RefSeq and is a predicted model, not a curated record. NCBI's taxonomy places the organism in Eukaryota, Fungi, Ascomycota, Leotiomycetes, Helotiales, Drepanopezizaceae.
AUGGUUACUUCUUUUGGCGUCGAACCACAGGGAGAUUUCGGCACUUGCUUCUUGGGCUUCUGGAUACCUUGUGUACUCUUCGGGAAGACCCAUUGGCGACUCAAGCGGGUCAGUCGUGGACAAGACGCCUCAGAUGCUGCUUGGAACCCGAGUUAUGGCUUCAAUAGGCUUUGUUUGGCAUGUGGAGUAGCCGCCUUGGCUCCGCCGCUCGGCUGCAUUCUAACUGGUAUUCAACGCUCCGAGAUCCGUGGUACCUAUGGCAUCAAUGGGAACUGUGCAUCUGAUGUCGUACUGGGCAUAUUUUGUACUGUGUGCACCCAAAUCCAGAAUGAUCGCGAGGUUCGAGCCCGAGAAGGAGAUACAAGAAUGAGAUACAAUGGGAAAUUUUUGAAACAGGACCUUGUUAAGGUGGAACCCAGACCAUCCGCACCAAUGGAGUAUUUACCAGGUCGCUGGGAGCCUCCUUUCUGUGAGCCGCAGCCUCCAGCCCAACCCACAGGGCAUACUCUUGUUCACACGGAAAAGCCUGCCAAGCUGCAGAAGCAUGAACACCGCGAAGAGUCGAGUCCCGACCGUCUUCAAAAUGAGAUAGACGAGAAACAGUGUCCACCACUUGGUCAACUGGAGCCAAGGCCAGAAUCGGAUAGUUACCACAUGCAGACUACACCAACAAUCGUUGUCACUGAGCAUCAGGAUCCCAAGCCCCAGGCCGAGAUUUUGGGCAAAAUUUCUAGCAGCGAGGAGCCAUCGUCCCAGCAGCAGACUUCUCCGUCAUCCAAGGGACACUCGGUUGUCACUCCAAAUCACACGCUUUCAGAAUUUGUCACUGGCGAGGAUUCCAUGCAGACGAAGGCUACCUCAUCUGGCCCUGCUCAAGAUCGGAUCGCAGAAGGCGAGACCGUCCGCCCCAAGUACCCAUUAGCCCAGAUGGUCAAUCAACAUCGUCUAUCCGAAUGUGAGGCCAUUCCAGUGUCGAAGUAUCUGCACGAUUUCCCCGAUCAUCCCGUGGAUAAAGCUGUUAUUGAAAAAUCUGAGAAAGAGAGCAAGCAAUCCCAUGAUCACGAGCUUGAAGAAUGCAUUCAAAGUCUUCCAUCCGAACUUUUCCAGGCGAAGACCGCUCGUACUGUCCAGCAUACUUUGGCUGACUGCUCCGAUGAUGAGACGACGCUCAUAUCGCCUGCCGCAUCUAUCGAUACUUUCCAACACGCUUUGGCGGAUCGCUCCAAUGAUGAAGUGACACCAAGUGCCUCGCCUAUUAGUUAUCGUAGUGUCAGCAACAAUCUCGAAAGCACCAGAAAAAAACUACGUGGUUCGGGAGAGCACCGUCUAGUCUCUUGCCCGACGCCGCCUGUGCUGUCUCAUCAAAAGGUAGAGACUGCUCGUAUCAACGCCAGUAAUGACAGAGAAGCAACCCAACGACCGUCCAAGAAGCUUGAUCACAGCAAGAGUCAAGAACAGCUCCGUGCCAAUCAAGCUGGCGCCACGGACGUUGUCAGCAGCGCAAGCAGCGGCACGAAUUCUCAAACGAGUACCGAAGAUGCUCCCCAAGCUGACGGUGGCACGGCGAUCCGGAGACACAAGAGACGUCACAAGCCUAGCCGAAGGCCGAAGGCCAAAUUCCCUCUCAGCGCUACUGACGGGAAUCAACACGGCCCAUCAGAAUCUGCUCAAAACUCGCUCGAGAAGGUCCUCGCAGCUAACGGUGGCAAAAGAGAGAAGCCUCAGAGAGGUAGUAAACAGGCGAGCAACAAUAGUCAGGAUAACGUGGACGAAGAAACCAACUCGGCUGCUGCGACUAUGGGCGAGACUUCUGGUCAGAAUUACAAUGCUCUUCGCAGUGAAGAGGAGCCUAGAAGUCCUGGUGCUUCCCCAGGCAGUGUCACCGGGUUCUGGGGCAAGAUAACAGGAGGCUCAGGAAAGGCCAAGGGGCAAUGGUUGAUGGCCGAAGGGGUGGAUAAUGGGUACCAAGUGGCCCCAGACCAUGAUACAGAAUGUGUUGUUAUGGGUGAUGUAAUCGAGUGGCUGCCACUUGUAGCCAGUCCCUCUUUCAAAAUGGAAAUCAUCAAGUCAGGAUCAGAAUCAAGACUUGCACUCGAAGAAUGUGAAGAUGAAGAAAUUUUUUCAUUCAAAGGACCGCAAGUAUUUCUCAAUCGUACCACGAACGCCGUAUCUCGGUUUGUUUUGACCACCGAAGAUAUAUCAGAUCCGUCCCACCCUUUCCCAUGCAUCCUUGCCUCUAAAAGUAUUACUCCGUGGUCCCGCAAGCCAGCAUUUCAUUUGAGGAUCAAAAACAAAGUUGAUUGA